UGUUGAAGAUAACGAAAGGUUUAGUAGUUUACACAACAUGAGAGUUAUUUUGUGCAUUUUUUUGUGUGCCUUUUUGGGAGUCAGCACUGGUUCCGUUAUACGGAACGGGAUUCCUCUUGACGCAGAUUUCCUUAGUGACAUUUUCAACCUGACAGUGAGUUUGAAGGAUUCUACAAUAUACCAAGCUACAGUUAACGAUUAUGGACAGAAAAUUCUUGAAAAUCUGGACAAAAUGCUAGUCAAAGAAGGACUAGAUCCGAUUCCAUUAGAUGACAUAUAUGAGGGUUAUUGGUGGGGUAAUAUCAAAAUCAACAAAAUGCAAAUUUCUGGUUUGGCCACUCUUUACCGACCUGAAGAGGAUGUUAUUAUGACUUACACACAGGACAACAAGCAACUCCAAUUGGAUUUGCCAAUAAGCUGCAGAGACCUCAAGUUUUCAGGUCACUUCAAAGCAUCCCUGUUGUUUGUUGGUCCUGGAGGAAAGAUAGAAGGAGAAGUAACGGAUUUGCUGAUGAGAACAAGUCUCGUGAUCGAUUACAAUUUCAACCAAGCUUUUAUAAGAUUGUUCGAAAUUCCACAUUCAGGACACAUCAGCAUACAUAUCCACUCAUUCAUCCUUACCGAUUGGAUGUAUAAUCUCUUGAGUGAUGCAAUAACGUCGUUAUUUCACGGCGCCAUACUGAAUUCAGUGAGUGGGGAAGUACAAGAAUUACUGCAAAAUGUAAUGGACACGAUUGACGAUUUAUUGCAGGCACUUCUAAAUUGAGAUGUGAUCUACAAUUGUGAUGGAGAUUUUUUUGUGAUUAUAUCAUACAUUAUUAUUAUUAUUAUUUAUUAAAUAAAUAUUGACUCGAAACUGAA
Molecule: messenger RNA, 861 nt
Organism: Coccinella septempunctata (seven-spotted ladybird)
Lineage: Eukaryota; Metazoa; Arthropoda; Insecta; Coleoptera; Coccinellidae
Exons: 5
Coding region: 38-766 (242 amino acids)
Molecular function (GO): lipid binding
Source: RefSeq, a predicted model, not a curated record